Messenger RNA from Anolis carolinensis (green anole), 12106 nucleotides. RefSeq names its product NEDD4-binding protein 2-like 2. Gene Ontology annotation, biological process: negative regulation of transcription by RNA polymerase II. The transcript has 7 exons. NCBI's taxonomy places the organism in Eukaryota, Metazoa, Chordata, Lepidosauria, Squamata, Anolidae. The record is from RefSeq and is a predicted model, not a curated record. The coding region runs from base 2469 to 4382 and encodes 637 amino acids. Gene Ontology annotation, molecular function: transcription corepressor activity. Gene Ontology annotation, cellular component: nucleus.
GAACGGGUCUGCGUCGCGGUGCCGCUUUGUGGGGGAAUGUUGACUAUGAACGGGUCUGCGUCGCGGUGCCGCUUUGUGGGGGAAUGUUGACUAUGAACAGGUUCCUCGGGCUGAAGGCUGCUGAGGCCUGGGGCGGGCAGGAGAGGCCUAACUUGAGAGGCGAAUGGAGAGAAGAAACCACAAUCCCUUCCGAGGGUGAAACUGUGGAAUAGUAGGCCUCAAAAUAGCCAAGUUAUUGAGGCGGCAGAUGGGAGGCCUCCAAAAAAAAGGGCCAGGCUUAAAAUAGUACCCUGACUAAGGAUUGCUUAUUUUUAGCACCUUGUGAUUUUAUAUAUAUGUAUACAGCACAGCAGGCAUGGGCAAACUUGGACCCUCAAGGUGUUUUGGACUUCAACUCCCACAAUUCCUAACAGCCAGUAGGAACUGUGGGAGUUGAAAUCCAAAACACCUGGAGGGCCAAAGUUUGUUCAUGCCUUAAAUAUAAGCAGUUACCAAGUUGCGAACAAGAUAGGUUCUGUAGGUUAAGUUGAAUUCGUAUGUAAGUCGGAACAGGAACAUUUCAGGAACAUUCUGUUAAUCUUUGUUAAUGACUUAGAUGAAGGGUUAGAAGGCAUGAUCAUAAAGUUUGCAGACAACACCAAAUUGGGAGAGAUAGCCAAUACUCCAGAACACAGGAGCAGAAUUCAAAACGAUCUUAACCGAUUCGAGAUAUGGGCCAAAACUAACAAAAUGAACUUAUAACAGGGACAAAUGCAAGAUACCCCACUUAGGCAGAAAAAAUGAAAUGCAGAGAUAUAGAAUGGAGAACAUCUGGCUCAACAGCAGUACGUGUGAAAAAGACCUCAGAGUCCUUGUGGACAACAAGUUAGUUAAACACGAGCCAACAAUUUGAUGCAGCAGCUAAAAAAGUCAAUGGGAUUUUGGCCUGUAUAAAUAGGAUUAUAGCAGCGGUUCUCAACCUGUGUUUUGGCCUGCAACUCCCAGAAAUCCAAGCCGGUUUACCAGCUGUUAGGAUUUCUGGGAGUUGAAGUCCAAAAACACCUAGGGACCCAGGUUGAGAACCACUGGAGUAUAGUAUCUAGAUCCAGGGAAGUCAUGCAACUCCUUUAUUCUGCCUUGGUCAGGCCACACCUGGAAUACUGUGUUCAAUUCUGGGCACAGCAAUUGAAGGGAGAUGUUGACAAGCUGGAAUGUGUCCAGAGGAGGGCGACUAAAAUGAUAAAGUGUCUAGAGAACAAGCCUUAUGAGAAGCGGCUUAAAGAGUUGGGCAUGUUUAGCCUGCAGAAGAGAAGGAUGAGAGAAGACAUGAUGGUCAUGUAUAAAUAUGUGAGGGGAAGUCAAAGGGAGGAGGAACAAUGGCUUCAAAUUACAGGAAAGGAGAUUCCACCUGACCAUUAGGAAGAACCUCCUCACUGUGAGAGCUGUUCAGCAGUGGAACUCUGCCCCGGAGUGCGGUGGAGGCUCCUUCUUUGGAGGCUUUUAAACAGAGGCUGGAUGGCCAUCUGUUGGGGAUGCUUUGAAUGCAUUUUCCUGCUUCUUGACGGGGGGGUUGGACUGGAUGGCCCAUGAGGUCUCUUCCAACUCUAUGAUUCUAUUCUACGAUUCUGUAAUUUCGUAACUGUAACUCCAGCCAUGUGUGUGUGUGUUUGUAUACAUAUAUAUGUAUUAAAAAGCUUUGAAUAGCAUAUGGAAGGGUUAACACCCCUGUGGUGUUUGUUUUGUUGUCUGUGCCCCUGUUCAGAAGAUUUUCACUUCACUUUCUGUCCCUGUGAUAGCUGGAUUUUGAAAAAAAUUGGCUUGUUGUUGAAACAAGGAUUGGUAUUAAAGCCUCAGUAGAGACCCACUUUUCCCCAUGAUAACUCUUCCAGGUGUGAAUUUCCUUUCUGAGGGGAAGACCUUUAUCAGUUCCUGUUUUCUCACCCCCUUAGUAAAUGGGAUGUAACUAGUUUUAAAAAGGCUUUAGGCCAUGAAUCCAUAGCCCUGAGCCAUGGCUGAUAAAGUGGUGUCAAACUGCAUUUAUUUAUUUACCAUAUUUAUACCCCACCCUUCUCACCUCAAAGGGGACUUAGAGCGGCAUUACAUGUAGGCAACAAUUCAAUGCCAUAGAAACAACAUACAAUUAAAAUAAACAUUUACAUUAAAACCAAAGAAUUAAAACAUCUAAGCAUUACACCAAUUAUUAAAAUCACGCAGUCCAAGAUCGUAAUCCGAAGCCAUUUCAGUUGUCAUUGCAUAUAUUCCAUAUCAUUUAUUGCACUACAAUUACUUUCCGAAGACUUGGUCCCAUAGCCAUGUUUUUACUUUCUUUCUGAAGACCAGGAGGGAGGGGGCUGAUCUAAUAUCACUAUAGAGGGAGUUCUACAGCUGAGGGGCCACCACUGAGAAGGCUCUGUCUCAUCCCCAUCAACCGUGCCUGCGAAGGAGAUGGGACUGAGAGCAGGCCUCUUCAGAAGAUCUUAAGUUCUGAGAUGUUUCAUAGAGGGAAGAUGCUUCACGCUGCCCGUAGGCCAAGAUACUUUGAUAAUCAGGAUGCAUCAGCAAUCGAUUCAUCUUCUAAAAGGAUGAAAUCAUCUGAGGAGCCAUGUGGUAAAUCCUAUGAAGGUCUGCAAAUGCUUCACGAGGAAAUACAUGUUAAAAAAACCCAUAGUGGGUUUAUUCCAUUGUCCCUAUCUGAUGAUGAGGCACAAGAAGAAAAAGAAACUAUGGACAUCUUAUUUAACAAGACAUUUUCUGAUAACAAAACAGUGUCUUCAAAGCCUUUGGAGUCAAUAAAAAAUACUGAGGUUACCGGUAAUAAAUUUGGCAUUUCUAACAAUGCUAGUGCGAUUCAUAGCAGAGAAAGCAUUGAUUUCAUUAGAAAACAUAAGAACGAAGGAGAGACUGAACUGUAUAGCACAAGCACAGCAUUUAUUGGACCCAUUUAUAAAAGUGAAGAUGGUCACCAACAUGAUAAAAGGGGAAAGCAUACUAAUAGCAACUGCCAAAAAGUAUCAGGAGCUUUGAGCGAUGGACAUUAUAAUAAAGAAAUGACAUCAAAAUAUGUUCCCUUCUGCGAUGCACCAAAAAUAGAAGAUGAGUUGUCCCAAUUCUAUAGUGAAAUUGAUCAGCUUGAAAGUAAUGACAAUUGCUUAGAUAGUCAUGUACAGGCGACAGUAACAAACGUAGAUGUACAACCAGCAGAAUAUAAUAAAUCUAUCCAAGUUGUUUGUGCAAACGCUCGAGAAUGGUCUUGUAGAACAUCACCUAAUUGGGGUGAUGGUCAGUGUUUUUAUAAAGAGCCAAGUGGUUAUGCAACAGGCAGUGAACCAUAUCCUUACAAUAACCACACUGGUAGCAGAAAUAGCAGUGGACAGUGUUGUAAUAAUAAAAGAGAUGUAUGUGAAACAGAACAAUUAUGUAAUAAGCAAGAAGAUUCUAGAUUCUGGAAUAAUUCCAUGCCUCACUUUAAGAAUAGUUGGCAACCAACAGCUCCAUUUAUAAUACCUUAUGGUCCUUCACCACCUCAGUUUACCACUCAUUUCAAUUUGCAGGAAACAAGUUCGUCGUCAUUUCAUUCACAUAUUUUCCAUUCCUCAAAUGUGGGACCAUUGAAAAACACCUAUGUUACCAUGAGCAGUUCAGCACCUGAUCAAAGUAACGGGUUUGUGAGUUGUUUUGAUACUCAUAAUAUGCAGACUGCCAGAAAUGGAUAUAAUAUGUCUGAUGGACAGAUGGUUAAUGGUUUCUGUGAAACCCAAGGAAGUUGGAAAGACCUUAAAAUGUGCCAGAAUGACGGAACCAGCAUUGUUUCUCAGCAGAUUCCCGAGACUAAAUUCUGUGAAUCUCAGAAGCUACUCUUCAUUUUAAGAGGCCUUCCAGGCUCAGGGAAGACAACAUUGUCUCAUAUUCUUCUUGGUAAGAGCCGGGAUGGCAUUGUAUUCAGUACCGAUGAUUAUUUUCGUCAGAAUAAUGGAUGCUGGUCAUAUAAUAUUGCUUUGCUUGGUGAUGCUCAUGACUGGAACCAGAAGAGAGCGAAGCAAGCGAUGGACCAUGGAAGAUCUCCAAUUAUAAUAGACAACACAAAUACACAAGCCUGGGAAAUGAAGCCUUAUGUGGAAGCGGCUCUAGAGAAAGGCUACCGAGUUGAGUUCCAUGAACCAGACACAUGGUGGAAGUUUAACCCUGAGGAAUUAGAAAAGAGGAACGAGCAUGGGGUCAGUCGUGAGAAGAUUGUACAAAUGUUGGAAAGAUAUGAAUAUCAAAUGUCAAUACCCAUUGUCAUGAAUUCAGUGUUACCUUUUCACAAAACUUCACAAAGGCCGCCACCGCCACCACAAAGAAGACAGAGGUGGGAAGGCUAUUCAGACUCUUGGAAUACUUUUAAUGUAUCAAAUUGCCGGUAACAUAAAUCUGGGUACACUAUAAGGACUAUAAUUCAGCACAGAAUUAAAAUAUUUAUGACUAUUGAAUUUGAUGGUUUUAAGCAUGAUUAACUAUAUGUUGAUUUUUUUUUGUCUAACUACUUAACUACUUUGCUUUGAGGCUAAAAUGUCUUAAUGCAAAUAAUUACUUUUUUGGAUAUUGUUCAUAAACAGUGUAAAUAUAUAAUAUUGAGACCAGCCAUUAAAUACUUUGAAAUUCUAUAUUUGUACUAAUCUUGGUUUUAAUUAAACCUUGUGAUUAUGCUUACAGCAUAUGGUUCAAACUGGUUUGUAACAUGAGGGUCUUAUUUACAUUGGAAAUUGCUGUGCAGUUUCUUUUAAGAAUUCUAGUUAGAAGACAAUACUUUUUAAAGAAGUCCCAUCAACCAAAAUAAUAACUUUAAUAUAGCCAGGGUCAUUGAAUCAUUGCUUCUUAGUGGUUUUGACAGCAACUUCAGUUCUAAUUAUUUCACCUACUGGUUCUUGUCUGUACAGUGUUGUUGCAAAAAGAGGUAAUCAAAACUCUAAAGCUAAAAUUUGUGACCAGUGCACCAGUUUAUACUUUUUAAGGAAUCUGCAGAAGUUCAGUAUUUACUGAGUUUUUAAUAUCAAGAUUUACAUUUUCAAAAUUUUUACACUGUUCUUUGCAUGAAAUUUGUUUUCAUGUAGAACAUGAUACAAGCUGACAAAUAUUCUGGGGUUGUAUGUUUUCUGUUAUACUGCUCUUGCUUUCACAGGCCCACACAUUGUUAUGGAGUUUACUUAAGAAAAAUUCCUGCUGUUUGAUUAAAAGUUUGGCAGUCUUCAAACUGGUGAAGCUAGAGCUUUAGCUGAAGGGUGGAGAAAAAGAAAAACCUCUUCUGAAAUUAAUCUGUGUCAACAGCAUUGGGCUGGAUUAGGGGUAGGCAAAUUCCCAAGGGUCAGUUUUGUGUCCCCAAGAGGUGCUACAACCUGAAACCAAAAGUUUCUGCAAUAUCAGUUUUCACUUUGGAAAACAGCUGGAGGUUGAGAGGUUGUAUCUUGUUUUGAUGGGUGUUAUUACUUACCUUUUAGCAUUUUUUUUCGGUCAUAAAGUGGCAGAGGAGGAGCUCAAGGCCCUCAAAAUUUACCAUGGGGCUAGCAUGAGGUUUUUGUUUCCCUAUAUCUCUAGGUUAAUUGGUAAAGUCUAUGAUGAUGAUUCACAGUAACUCUAUUUUUGUACGACAGAUCUUAGAUAUCGUCCUUAGGCAUAACUUCUUGUACCCUCUAAAGUGUUCUCCUGAAAGACAUCUUAUAAGGCAUUGAGGGUUGCAUGUUCAAAGGAAUUUUGCCUCUUGUUUUUUGCAUGUUCAAAGGAAUUCUGCCUCUUGUUUUUUGCAUGAGUAGAAGUGCUGCAGCACCUGUUUUGUUUUGCAGGAAAAAUAUUCAUUUAGAAUAUAUCUAUACACAUAUUUCAAAGUGAAAGGUUUCAAUGACAAAAUUUGGAGGAGCAAUUACUAAACGUAACACUUCUAAUCCAAGGAUAUUCAUACAAAAGAAAAAAAUUAUGAGGAAUAGUAACUUUCAUGUUUGUCCAGAUAUUUUAGGUGAGUGUGGAUCCACAACAAUGUCAACAUUUUGAUGGAGAAAAAAGUCACCUGUCUUAUCCAGGAUUAAAAUAUUUAAGCGUGGGCUUAAAGCUGUGGAGAUGGCUCUAUUUGUAUUUUACUUCUGACAAACUUCUACAAAUAUUUGUAUGUAUUUCCCCUUGUUGGCAAAGAUCAGUAGAGGGUUGCAAAGGAUGAUUUGUUGGUUUUGCACAUACAGAAAUCUGAUGAGAGAGGAAGAAUCAGAGCUAUUCAGAGUAAUAUCUUGAUCUUAACUAUAAGGCCUUGUACUGAGUCUCAUAUUUGACUCAGAUAUUCCUAAAAUAACAGCAUUGUCUUUUGAAAUGCACUUUUGUGUGGACAUUUUUUACAAGCCCCACUUCCUUUUUUGUUUUAGUUUUAAUAUUGAAGAUUUGUUCUAGUGUGGCUUUCUAUUCCCUGAUUUGUUUUAUUAAACAUAGAACUGAAAUCAUAUUAUAAUUCAGAAUCAAAAUCUGGAAUAAAUUCUGAAAGUUUAAUGUUUGUUGCCUUGUGUUUUUAAUUUAUGUUAUGGACUACGUGUAAAUACUUUUUCAUGGAAACUUGAUAUUAAAUCUAAAAUUUUGAAUGAUAUUUUGCAUCUUAGUUUGUUCACAAUAUUUUGCAGUCGUAUUAUUAGUAAUAGUAGUAGUAUUUAUACUCCACUUUUUCCCUGCCAAAGGAGACUCAAAACACUAACAUUAAAACCAUUAACAGUGUGUGAAUUAAAACCUAAUAUUAUAAACAUUAAAAUACAAUUGAACAUAUAAAUAUUAAAACUACAUAGUUACAACCAAUAAAACCAUUAAAUAAAGUAUUAAACUACAUAAAACAUAGCACUCCUGGUUGGUCUUAGAAACCUUCAUCUUUAAAAGCCUGCCUGAAAAGAUUCUAACCUGCUGCUGGAAGUCUUGCAAAUGUAUCUCAGUAUUGGAUUUCAGUAUUUUCAGUGUCUGAUAACUUCAGUAUCUUAAAAGAAUAUCUGUAACAUAUAACUUUUAAUUAUUGCAUCAGUAUUUAGUAAUUGUUGAGACAUAUUUUCACUUUGGUGGAACAAAAGGAUAGUAGGCUGAGGAGCUCUGUCUAUAGCUCAUGUCAGUGCAAUGUACUCGUGUGAAGAUGGGUCUUCCUUGCAAAAACGGUCAGGGUUUUUCAAGAAACACUUUAUAUUUUCUCGUUCUUGCAAGUGGAGAUCUGCGUUCUGAGAUCAUUGGUACAGAAAUGUUUUCUCAUUUUAAUAUUUCUCUUGUGUUGAUGCCAAAAAAGAUAGGAACAAGAACAAUUAUUAUUUUUUAGUAAAGAGGUUUAGCCCUAGGAAUCCCAUCACUCAUUUUACCCUUUUACCCUCAAGAUCCCUUCCUAGAUCGGAUACUCAGGAGUCAGGAUGUAAGUGGCUGUGUGAAUAAGUGGAUUCAAUAUGGUAAUAAUAAUAAUAAUAAUAAUAAUAAUAAUAAUAAUAAUAAUAAUAAUAAUACAUUUUAUUUCUUGCAUUCUUCUCUGCAAGAUUCUUGACAGGGUAUGACAGGGUUAAAAAAGCAAUAGAUAAAAUAUGAAUCUAUUUAAAACAAACUAUAAACACAUUAACAUAAGAUUAAAACAUUAAAAUCAAUCAUCUAUAAAAUACCAAUUUAAAAUUUAUAGGUUAAAAUUGACUGCGUAGGCCUGCUAGAAGAAAAAGGUCUUUAUGUUUUUUUUUAAUUCAUACAGCCAGUUUAGCUGUUGAACCUCUUUCUAGAAGAUCAUUCCACAGUUUAGGGGCUGCUAAUGAAUAGGUCCUCUGGCUGACAGUUGCCAGUUUGGUUCUGGGUGGUUGAAGUAAAUGUCCCCCUGAGGACCUGGCUGAAUGGAGCGGAUUGUAUGGGUGAAGGCAAUCCUCGAGGUAACACAGACCCCUUAGGCCUAUCCUAUGUCUUACAAGUUCAUGGUGUUUAGAAGUAGUGUUGUGUGGGGGAGGAAGAGGGGAUAGAUAGUAAGAGAAUGUAAAGCAAAGCGAUACCUAACAAUUGUGCAAUAUCCAUGCAAUGAAAUUGGAAAUUUACCAUAAUAUCUGUAUUCUCAACUACAACUAAUACAUGUAUUGUCAACAUUUGGCCAUAUAUAAAAUUCUUCCAAAGUUCAAUAAAUGAAACUAUUUGUGUUACAACAGAACUACAGUACACUGUAGUGCAACAAUAGGACUAAAUUAAGACAUAAUAAAAAAUGAAACACCUGUGGUUGCAUUUUUUUAUUUUUAUUUUUUGCAGAGCAAAUCAACUUGGCAAAUUUCUGCUCAACUGCUGCAGAGUCACUUCUCUAGGACAGUGGUUCCUAACCCUAAGAGCUUCCCAGGGGCCCCCUGGCAGCUCCAGAAAAAUAAAAUAAAAACUGAAUGAAAUUAAACAAAAAGUAGAAUCAAAAUAAGAAAUCAUUCUGAAUGGAAAUUUGCCAGUUUGAAUUUGCCACUUUUCUGCCCUUAAGGUUAACCCUUCAUUGCAUUUAAUGAGCUAUGAUUGGCUGGUUCCACUCACAAGUGGUGAAUGCUCUUUGCCUGCUGAGCUCUUUGAAGGCUUAGUAGCAGUGAGAGAAGUCAGAAUACCUGAUCUUUUGGGAAACAGUGGGACACAUAAAUUUCCUAAACGAAUGCAUUAUGAGGCAGGCUAUGUAAAUAGCAAAUGAUAGAGAACAAGUCUCAUAAUGUUUAAUUAAACAAAGGAAGAGGAUUAAAGGUUAAUUAUGUAUUAAGACAGAGCUUUCAUAGCUUACUACACACUGUUCUAUUGAGCUUUAUUUUAGUUUAAGCAAAUGCCCUACUAAAAGAUGCCAAAGGCAAUUAGGCUUAUGAAACAACUUUCAAAGUAUCCAAACCAGGCCUACAAAAGUUAAAAUGAGACAGAUCACAAAGUAGUAUCUCAAACAAACAGCUCCCUAAAGAAAUGAAGGUGUCCAAUGAAUCAGUUUAACACUGUGCAUGUAGUUACAGGGAGAUCACACUUGUUUGUCUGUCAAUGUGACUCAGAAAGAUGGGAUAUGAAAACAGUCUUACUGGUUUGCCUUAAGAGAUAAUUUAUUAGAACCCUUGUCCUAAACCAUUAGAACAGUGAUGGUUUACUGUGAGCUUCUACCAUGUUUCCCCGAAAAUAAGACCUCCCCUGAGGCGGGGGGGGUUAAGGAACCCCAGGAAAUACCAUAUAUGGGCAGAGAUGGCGACAGCUAGCGACCCGGGUGCAUAAACUCACAGAAACAUGUGACUUCUGGGAAAUCAUGUGUUUCUGAAGAAAUGAAAGCUAAAGAAAAACAAACAGAGCAUGCGUACGCAGGCGCUCUGAAAGAUUUGUGAGCACGGCACAAAAAGGGUGCAGCCGGCCUGCUAGUCAGCACCGAUUGGGCAGCGUCACAACUCUAAGCCAAUGAAUUUGCUUGUGGGCGGGCAUAACCCGAACCCUGUAGUGUGUAUAAAUGUUCACUCAGCAUGCCACUGGGCGGUUCCCCUGGAGAAGCACUUACUUUGUGCUAGGGGGACCCCUAGUGGCCAUUAGCGAAAUAAAACUGCUUUCUGGGAAAUUCCUUCAGUUGUCCGUCUUCAAAUUCCUCCACUGCGCCAACAAGAACCGUAGCACGAAGGUUCCGCUACAUUUUCUGGUGACCCCGACGUGAUUUUUUCCUAUAAGACGGGCCAGGAGAUUUGGAGACGGAUCCCGUUGGCGGGACGGCCUCAACUCAGCGGUGGGGGCCUGAGGCAACUACCGUGAGACGAGAAGGGGCCCCUGAAUACUACACGACCGGCUGCGGUGCUUGCCUCUGAAUGCCAACGCCGACUGACGGUGAGAGCUGCAACAUCAGCGAGGUUCCACAGAAACCGGCUAGGAGGAAAAGGAUCCAGGGGAAAAAGCCCAGGGGCGAAGGUGACGAGGUUCUGGUCAAGGAUUGGAAGAUUGAGCCAUUGGGACCCAAGUGGCGAGGACCCUAUGUUGUGCUCCUGUCUACCCCCACUGCAGUGAAGGUGAAGGAGAUUAAGCCGUGGAUACAUUACACCCGUGUAAAACUAGCACCUGAGGAGUGGCGGACGGAGCGAGUUCCUGGUGAGGACCUGAGACUCAGGAUCAUCCGGCAACUCCCUAAGGGGUCAACAAGGCCAUGAAGCUGAUCCCUUCGGGUGCAACGGAGCGUCGGUGGUCAAGUAUGUCGCAGCAUGGCCCAACAAAGGCGCUCUCCGGGAGAUGGUGGCUAGACAUUUUGAGAGGAAAAAGUGGGAGACAAGCUAUGAGGAGGGGAGGAAAGCGCACUGUGCUUGGUAUAUUAUUUGUGCUGAGUUUUAUUCUCUCUUUUGGAAAAAGAGCACAUGGGAAUUGGAUAAAAGAACAUGCCAAUUAUAUGUUUGAGCAGCACGGGAAAGAGGUAGCAUUAAUAUAUGAACACCCCCUCACCGUAGGAGAUUUUUCAUUUCUUCCCGAUUUAAUUGAUGAACCACAGAUUGUGUUGGAGGGAUUGUCCAAGGCUCAGGAGGGUCCACCUACCGUGUUUUCUAGCAUACCGCAAAGGAUAAAUAAAACUCGGUUUCGACGGUUUAGAUACCAUACCUCCACCAGGGGUUUGUGCUUCUGUUGUGGAGGAUCGGGAAUAUGGAAUUCUGAGUGGAAACACUGGGGAACUAGGCAGGCGUUCUUUUCCCGAUUAGGCAAUUAUUCCCAUUGUCGAGACCGGUUCUAUCUACAUGGACGAUUUAAUACAUCUUAUGUCUCACGAUUAAAUCUAACCGCAACCGAGUGGGCUAGCAUGUAUCCAGAUUAUCCCACAUUUAGUGUGAAUGAUUCUAUUGAGGGCCUAAAAUCUUAUAUGAACAUACUGCAACAAUUAACCCAACUGAGCCUAGGUAAAAGCCUCUGUCCGUUAUGGCAAAUUAGGGAUCCAAAUCUAUGGUUUUUCUUUGAUAAAUGGGCCACAAAUUAUCACCCCGGCAACUACCAGUGUGUCGGUGUGGGUUAUUUGACAUUCCCAGUUCAGGUCUUACACAAAGGGCAUCAGCGCCUGAAACGGGACAUUGUGCAAACAGGCCCUCUAGGACCAGAAUGCUCGGAUGAGGUCAUUAUCAACAAGGCCCUGUCAGGUUCAGAAGCCUCCCGUGUAGGAGGAGGCCUGAUCACAGGCUUGUUGACACUGGGUGCUUACCCAGGGAUUGUAGCUCAAGCAAACCGUAGAAGUGUUCUAGGCCUGACUUGCCGCCUUGAAAAGUCCAUAAAUGCCACUGGUAAAAUUUUCCGGGAAAUCCAGUCUGAAGUAGAAGAAAUCAGCCAGAUGGCCCUACAGCAUAAGUUGGCCCUUGACUACCUACUGGCGGCCAGGGGGGGGUUAUGCGCCAUGGUUAGAGGACGUUGUGUAGUGAAAUUUCAUAACUUGAAUAAUACUAUUGAAGAUGACAUCGAGUCAUUACAAAAGUUAAUUUACAAUAAUGUCCAGGAGAUAGAAGGUUGGUCUCCCUUCUCCUGGGUGACUAGCUGGUUACCCUCAAUAGAAUGGUUGAAGAACAUAUUGUUGGUAGGGAUUUUAGGAUUGUUCAUUGUUCUCAUAGUUAUGUGUUGCACUCCAAUAAUGAUGCAAAUGUGUACUAGGUGUGUCACACAAUCUUUACCUGAAAAAAAGAUAGCCAUACUCCAAGCCAAGCGGGAUUGGAUGGAACCAUAAUGCUUUGCUUCAGCUUUUGUACAUGCGCUUCGCAAAAAGAAAAUGGGGGAGUGAGGCGGGGGGGGUUAAGGAACCCCAGGAAAUACCAUAUAUGGGCAGAGAUGGCGACAGCUAGCGACCCGGGUGCAUAAACUCACAGAAACAUGUGACUUCUGGGAAAUCAUGUGUUUCUGAAGAAAUGAAAGCUAAAGAAAAACAAACAGAGCAUGCGUACGCAGGCGCUCUGAAAGAUUUGUGAGCACGGCACAAAAAGGGUGCAGCCGGCCUGCUAGUCAGCACCGAUUGGGCAGCGUCACAACUCUAAGCCAAUGAAUUUGCUUGUGGGCGGGCAUAACCCGAACCCUGUAGUGUGUAUAAAUGUUCACUCAGCAUGCCACUGGGCGGUUCCCCUGGAGAAGCACUUACUUUGUGCUAGGGGGACCCCUAGUGGCCAUUAGCGAAAUAAAACUGCUUUCUGGGAAAUUC